UUUGCGUUUAUUUUCUGCUGUUUCAACACGUGCUUUUUGUUUAUGGUGCUGUUGUAAAUGUUGUGAACGCGUUAAGUUAUUAUUCGUAGAGAAAAUGCAACAGAAUGAAUCCCAGAUGAAAGAGCAGAGGUAAAAGAAGCACGAUAAACCUGGAAAUGGUAUCCACUACUGCAACAGUGACACAGACGCGCAGGGCAGGCAGCCGGAUCUUCGCUCCUGCCCGUGCCCUGGGGCUGGUCAGCAACCACGUGCCACACGCGCUGAGGUACAUACGCUCCCGCAAGGAGCACCUGGUCGUGACGUGUAUCGGGAAGGCGUUCCACACGUACGGGCUGUCGCACCUUGCCCUGCUCAGCACCAGCCCGCAGCACGCAGAGGACAUAUCCUGCCUUGCGGCCGACACCUACCACGUCUACACUGCGGCCGGCUCACAGAUAUUUGCAUGGCGGCGUGGUGCGGAACUCCAACAUACCUAUGGGCAGCCCGGUGGCCCAGAUGUGAAGCUUUUGCUGCCAUUCGGUCCGCACCUGGUUGCGGUGGACAGCAGAGGAGUGUUGCGUGUGUGGGACAUUAAGGCCGAGGAUGUCUACACGGAGCUCAGCUUCGAAUGCAGUUUGUUCGAGCCCUCUGCACUGGUGCACCCGAGCACGUACCUCAACAAGAUACUGCUGGGCAGCAGACAGGGACAGAUGCAGCUGUGGAACAUUCACAAAGGUGCACUGAUACACACUUUCAAAGGCUGGAGGUCCCCAGUGACUGUGCUCGCCCAAUCUCCAGCUGUCGACGUGGUGGCUGUCGGCUUGGAAGACGGCCGAAUCGUCCUGCACAAUCUGCGCUUUGAUGAAAGCAUAGCCACACUUGUGCAGGACUGGGGCCCCGUCACGGCAGUGGCCUUCCGCACCGACUCGAGCCCGGCGGCGCGGCCACUGAUGCUGAGUGCGGCGCCCUCGGGCCACGUGGUGCUGUGGGACCUGGACAAGCGACGUGCAUGCGGUCAGUUGACGGGCGGGCACGCGGGCGCGGUGGUCGGCAUGAGCUGCCUGCCGGGGGAGCCUGUGCUCGUCACCAACUCUGUGGACAACUCGCUCAAGGUGUGGCUGAUGUCUGAUGGUGAUUCUGGAGAGCCUCCGAGAUUGCUGCGGAUGCGUGAGGGUCAUUCGGGGACGCCAAGCUGUGUUCGUUUCCAUGGAACUGUUGACUCACGGAAUUUGGUCACAGCAGGAAGUGAUUCGACACUACGAAUCUUUUCUACAAUCAAUGAGACUUUUAACAAGAGUCUCGGGCGGGCAUCGUAUAAUCGUAAGGCAUCUAAAAAACGGAAAGGAGGCAUUGCUGAAGAUCCACUGAUUAUGCCCCCCAUCACUAGUUUUGCAUAUGAAACCACGCGUGAAAAGGAGUGGGACGGGAUUGCGGCUGUGCACCUCGGAGUGCCCUUUGUCACUACCUGGUCGUAUGACAAACUGAGAAUGGGAGACCACAGGCUAAUGCAUGAAAGGUUUAACAAUUUCAAGGGUGACCGAUCUCUCUCUAAUUCCUAUGCGACGUGCGUGUGCAUCACUCGCUGUGGCAACUUUGCAGUGGUCGGGAUGAGUUCUGGCCACGUGGAUCGUUUCAACAUCCAGUCGGGUAUCCACAGGGACACGUAUGGAACCCCUACUGCUCACACGGGGGCCGUGAGGGGCGUCGCUACUGACACCCUCAACCAGGUUACAGUCACUGUGGGUGCAGAUAGUAUGCUUCGGUUUUGGCGGUUCAAGUGUAAAGGUACAAAGCCACUGUCGAAAGUGGACCUGGAUGAGCGACCACUGUUCCUGCGGACACAUCACGAGUCGUCUCUGAUUGCCAUUGCCCUGGAAGACUUUUCAGUGUCGGUGGCAGACACAGAGAGUCGCACAGUGGUGCGGAAGCUGGCCGGACACCCGGGUGCGCAGAUCACAGACGGGGCUUUCAGUCCCGACUCACGGUGGCUGGUUACUGCCGGCACUGACUGCCGUAUCCGCACGUGGGAUCUUCCUUCGGGAAAACUUGUUGAUUCGUUUCAGACCGAUUCAGCGUGCACAUCUAUCAGCUUCUCAGCUGUCGGCGACCUGCUGGCGACGACACACGUGGACUACAUGGGUGUGUUUCUGUGGGCGAACAGAGCCCUCUUCAAGCACAUCGCACUGCAUCCUCUCGAUCCACUGGAGGACAGUGAGGCGGAGGCACUCGUCACAUUGCCAGUUUCUGCCCCAGACGAAGGUGCAAAUAUCAGUGCUGAAGAUCUCGAUGCACCUGACAGAGAUGAGGAUGGAGAAGACGUGGAGAGGCCACAGUCUCCAGAUCAGAUAUCAGAGGGCUUGGCCACUCUGUCUGGGGUCGCAGCUGUGCGCUGGCAGAAUUUGCUUAUGCUUGAUGUGAUCCGCAAACGAAAUAAACCGAGGGAGCCACCAAAAACUGUAAAGUCAGCUCCAUUCUUCUUGCCAACUGUCCCGUCAUUGAGUGGUGAAGUCCAGUUUGAUGUGGAAUCAGAGAAGCAAACUGAAAAAGGCAAAGAGCUCGACAGCAGUCGUGCCCUGGUACCAUCCAGCCUGACGGUGUUUGGCAAACUGCUGAGGGACGCCGGGGAGGAGGGGGCGGAUCCGACACCUGCCCUGGAGAAGCUGCGCCAGCUUGGCCCGGCCGCCCUCGAGGUGGAAGUGCUGUCCCUCGCGCCUGAGGGUGGUGGAUCGGUUUCCCUCAUGGCCACAUUUAUAAAGCUCCUGACUAAUGCCAUGAGGAACGGCAAGGACUUUGAGUUGGCGCAGGCGCACUUCGCGCUCUUCCUGAAGCACCACGGUGACCGCGCAGCGUCUGAGCCGCAGCUACGCGCCCUGUUGCCGACUGCGGCGGAGGCGCAGGCGGCGGGCUGGCAGCGGCUGCAGGACCGCCUCAUGGCGUGCCUCGCCAUUGUCUCAUUCUUCAGGACUUCGUAGACUGUGUGAGGAGCUGUGUGCUGAACUUUAGACUGUGCACGCAAAGAGCUAGAGACUGUGUUUAAAGUGGUGUGCCUUCAGAGACACUCUUCACUGUCCCUUCAGUUGGAUUGUACUGGUGUGUAACAGUUUGUAACAAGUUGUGAUGAUGUGGACCCCAGUUGGACCAUUGUGUUUGUUUUGAAUACCGUAUUUGGUAUUUAACUGAAUAUUGCCUAAUGCUUGGUCGCAUUAUAAGUGGCAGGGAUGUAGGUAAGGUUAGGGGGUCAGAAGAGGGACAUUACUAAACUUCUCUGCUUUUACUACUGAAAGCUGAUUUGUAUUUAUAUUGAACUCCAGGUACGAAUGUCAGCAACAUAGGAAAAGAAAGAUCGCUACUUACUGUGAAGAAGACAUGAUAAGUUGCAGACAGGCACAAUUAAAAGACACUCACAUAUCGCUUUUGGCCACAGCCUUCGUCAAUUAAAGACACACACACACACACACACACACACACACAGAGAGAGAGAGAGAGAGAGAGAGAGAGAGAGAGAGAGAGAGAGAGAGACAAGCAAGCAUACCUCACACAUGACCACCAACUCCAGCAUUCCUUCCCGAGGUGAUGGAAUCGGUGGUCAUGCACGUGUGAGGUGUGCUUGCUUAUGUGUUUGAAUGCUGCACGUGUGUGUCUCUUCUACUGACAAAUGCUGUGGCCGAAAGCUAUAUGUGAGUGUCUUUUAAUUGUGCCUGUCUGCAACUUGACGCGUCUUCUUUAUGGUAAGUAGCACUACUCUGUCUUUUCCUAUAUUGUUGUAUUUGUACUGAUACGACACAGUUCAUAACAAGUUGUGAUGUUCAACAUUACUGGAUUGUUGAGUUGGAUUUCAAGUGUUUGGCAUUUAAAGUAAUACUGGCAAUUGCUCAGGUUUCCUUGUAUCUGUCAAGGAGGAUGGGAGGGGAGGGGGCGGGAAUUUCUAGAAGAGGAAGGAAGUUUGCUUAACUUCUCUGGUAUCGUUGCUGAAAGCUGACGCUGUAUCUGUAGCCAUUUGUAAAUGACAUUCUGUGAAUGGGGCACAUGUUGUGCAAUGACACAGCUUACAAAUUAAACUUGAGUGACGAAGGGAGAUCUUUUGAAGAAGCUCAACCUUUUAAAAUAGAGAAAUGAUAUUUGAAAGUCCUGAGUGGAAUACCAACAAUGGACAAAAUUAGUGUGACCACUUACGAUAUAGUUGUGACAUUAAACAGGAACAAAAACAAAACUGAAAAUGUUGCGGAACUUUCAUACAUUAUUCUCAUCAGGGCUAACAACAACAGUGAAAACACACACAUACACUCAGAGAGAGAGAGAGAGAGAGAGAAAAUGGGUGGGGGGUAGACGCACGCAGUCGAUUGUUCUGGCUGACUACAUUGUCAAGUUCUCAAGCACUGAAGCUCUAAUGGGACAGAAUAUCACCUGACAAAAGGGAACUGAAGACCAAUCCCUGGUGGCAGCAUUGUCGUAUUUAUGGCCAAGAAAGAGGGAAGGAGGCUGUAAUGGCAUAAAUUCCUGGUAUUCUUAUAAGUGGAACACUAUAUAUCUAUAUACCAUUGCCACGCAUACCUCAACGCUUACCUUCACUUUUGUUUGCAAAAGUUCUGUCAGACUGUCACUGUGACAACAUUUGUUCAUAGUGUAAUGUGAAUGAACACAUGUGUUGUCUCAAUAAACCAUGGACCUCUUUAUUUCUGAUGCUUCAUUUUUUCAUGAACAUCUAACAUAGUACUGCCUUUUUUGAAACUGUGUAGUUUUUGUGCAUGAUGACUCAUUUAUUCUGGCCGUAAACUAAAUCUCACUGACAGAACACUUUUUUGUAUUCCUUUCUAUCCUUGUUCUGUGAGAUAAAAGCUGUGAAGAUAUUGCAAAGUUAGUAUUUCAUUUUGUUGUUUGCUGAAAUUGGUGCAUAAUAACACAGUUUUACACAUCUUCUUCUUAUUAUUGUCUUUUUGCACUAUGGAGUUGGCAUUGUUUUUCAUGGGUUGAGGCAGUGUUAGCAACAAUUGGUACCUGGAUGACCUUCCUGAUGCCACCCCUCCCCCAUCUGUCCACAUCUGUUGUAAGUCUCACUUGCAAGUGCGAGGAUGUUUUACAAUUGUUUGCAUAGCCUGUAUCUGGGGCAGGACAUGGGUACCAACCCAUUAUUUGUUGGUUGUGGCAAACUGCCUAAAAACAACAUCCAGGCUGGCUCACUUUCCAGCUCUCGUCGUCAGUUCACGAGGGGCAUCUAGUCCGGAGAAGGCUUGCCUCCCUGAGUCUCGGGAGCAGCAUUUUAACACACUGGGCAAUCCAUGUGAUUUAACACAGUUAUACUCAUCAUUUGUGUGAUAUUUAUUGUGUGCACUUUCUCUCUUCUUUCUUCAGGCAGAUUCCAGAAUGCCAAUUGCUUAACCUUGUGUCCUCCUACCAUAAUUCACCAUCUAAUGUAUCAACAUUGAUAUUUUGCUUGCCAGUUUCAUUACCUUUUCCAUGUUCACAGUUACUUCUUCUCAUUGCUUAUAAAUUAGUUUUGUUAACACUAAGCUGUCUUGGAUGCCUGCAGAAGCAUUUUCCCUUGUAAACAUAUAUAAGAAAACAAAGCCUGUUGACUGCUGAAGACUUCAACUCUCUGGAGGCAUUCACAUUUGCUUGUGGCAUUAUUUAUAUUCCUUUAAACUAUAUCACCAAGUAGUAGAACUGUGCUUUGUACCUCUUCUGUGGUUUGUGUGUUGAAUGAGUUAGCUCAGUUCACUUUGUGCGAAGAAAGAUUAUCUCGGUGCAAGUAUUACAGUCCUUUAUGUCUCAUUACUAAUAUGUUGUUUUCAGUGAAAGACUAGGUUGGACAAUCCGAUUCUUGUUUGUAAUUACGUGAAUAUUUCUGUCUUCUCUUCCAGAUGCUAGAGAAAAGAAGGUAUGUCAAUCUGCAUUUCAAAUUGUACUGACAUUUUGUCUUUUGGCCUGUAAUUGGAUACCCAGUGCUGUUAAGCAAUAAUGGACUUGAAGCAGUACCAGUGAUGCAACUGAAUUGCAGUGGCAGAUUUACUGCAGUGUGUAGUCUUCAUUACUUGCUGAGUAGAUUGCUUGAUUUACAUUUUAAAAAUUACCAACCUGUGCACUCUAGGUAAUGGUGUAGCUAUUUCAGUUGAGCAAUACAGUAUACUGUCUCACUGUCGAGGCAAUGGUUAUGAAGUCAUUCUAUCGUGACAGAAGUAUUUUUUCCCAUUUAAUUGUGUGUUCAAUACUUGUGACUAUCAAAAGAUUUGGAGUCCACUGAUGAUGAGCUGGUGGUUUUGCCCAUAGCAAAAGAAUGAGAGGAUUAAAUGCUGGCAGUGGUAGUUGGUAGUGACAAGAGGGGAAAUGAGUGUGAAUAAACUAAUGAGAUUUGAAGAUGCAUACAGAAACUUUCUUCCAUGCUUUUUUCAUUAUGGCUGUAGUUGCAAACUUGCUGUAAUAAUUGCACUGUGCAAGAUGUGUUCUUUACUCAACAGUUAAUUUUGUUUUGGAUGGGUUCUCAAAAGGGGUGAAUAUGAGAUGUCUGUCAUCCUUAUGUAUUUAUUUUUCUUCAUAUCGAAGGGCCAUUAAAUUCAUUAUGCAUGACAAGAGUACUUUUUAAUUUGUAGUAACUAAGGAUUUCAUUCGUAUAGAUUUUUCUUUACACACACUUUAAGAGGAUACUGCAAUUCAUGCUUGCUAAUGAAUGGAACUGGAACUGGAACUGGUGCACUGUUGCAGAACUGUCAGGCAGUGUAGGUAUUUAAUAUUUUAUGUGAGUGAUGUCUUCCAUCUUGUGUUGUAUUUUGUACACCAAUGUAUCUGUAAAUGAAAUUUAUAUAUAAAAACAAAUUUUGUUAAUA
Molecule: messenger RNA, 6797 nt
Organism: Schistocerca nitens (vagrant locust)
Lineage: Eukaryota; Metazoa; Arthropoda; Insecta; Orthoptera; Acrididae
Product: WD repeat-containing protein 36
Exons: 13
Coding region: 156-2951 (931 amino acids)
Biological process (GO): rRNA processing
Cellular component (GO): small-subunit processome; Pwp2p-containing subcomplex of 90S preribosome
Molecular function (GO): protein binding
Source: RefSeq, a predicted model, not a curated record